ACCAAUGAGGUCGAAGAUUGAAAUUUUAAAUUCAUACUGACAGAGCGGUAUUUUUGAAACAGGAGGUAGUUGUCGUAUUGGAGACGUUGUAGGAAGUUAGGGAUGUGUAGAGACAAAUGUUAAAAUGUCAGAAGAAAGCGCAGUUAAGGUUUGCGUGAGGGUUCGCCCGCUCAUCCAAAGAGAGAAGAGUGCCAUUCAGGAUGCAGAAGAAGCGGUUCCAUUGUAUUGGAAAACUGAUAAACAUGCUGUUUGUCAGGUGGAUGGGACAAAAUCUUUUAACUUUGACCGAGUGUUUAAUACAGAUGAAACCACAGAUAAGGUGUACCAAGAUGUAGCACAACCGCUUGUGGUCUCUGCUGUGAAUGGCUACAAUGGAACUAUUUUUGCCUAUGGUCAGACCUCUUCAGGGAAGACAUUCACAAUGAUGGGAAGUCAAAGCUCACUUGGAGUCAUACCUUUAGCAAUUCAAGAUAUAUUUAAAACAAUUGAUGCGACCCCUAAUAGGGAGUUUCUGCUCCGUGUGUCCUACAUGGAAAUAUACAAUGAGACUGUAACAGAUCUACUCUGUGACAGUAGGAAAAAGAAACCUUUAGAAAUUCGUGAGGAUAUGAAUAGAACUGUAUACGUUGCUGAUCUGUCUGAAGAAGUUGUUGUAACCGCAAAGCAUGUUCUGGAGUGGAUAAAGAAAGGAGAGAAAAAUCGUCAUUACGGAGAGACCAAAAUGAAUGAGCGAAGCAGCAGGUCUCAUACAAUUUUCAGAAUGAUUUUGGAAAGCAGAGAAAAAAGCGAGCCUUCUAAUGGAGAAAAUGUGGAUGGAGCAGUCAUGGUUUCCCAUCUGAAUUUGGUUGACUUGGCAGGAAGUGAAAGAGCGAGCCAAACUGGAGCAGCAGGACUUAGACUGAAAGAAGGCUGCAAUAUUAACCGGAGUUUGUUCGUCAUUGGCCAAGUAAUCAAAAAGCUGAGUGAUGGCCAUGCUGGGGGAUUUAUCAAUUAUAGAGACAGCAAACUUACCAGAAUCCUUCAAAAUUCUUUGGGUGGUAAUGCAAAAACAGUGAUCAUUUGCACAAUCACUCCAGCCACAAUUGAAGAAACACUCAGCACUCUUCAGUUUGCCAGCACUGCUAAACACAUGAAGAAUGAUCCUCAUGUCAAUGAGGUGUUGGAUGACGAGGCAUUGAUGAAAAGAUAUCGAAAUGAAAUUGUGGAUCUCAAGAAACGUCUGGAAGAGGUUUUUUCUGAGACACGUGCACAGGCAACUGAGAAGAUUGAAUUGGCACAGCUACUGUUGGAAAAGGAACAACUUCAAAGAGAACAAGAAGAUAGAAUAAAGAACUUGACCAAAAUGAUUAUUACCUCAGAUUUCUCAAAGAAGGAACAAAAGAUAAAAAAUAAGAGGAGAGUUACCUGGGCCCCAGGGAAAUUGCGUGACAGCUUGCAAUCAAGUGGAGGAUUUAAGUUUGAUGGUUUGCCUACAUCUGAACCUUUUGUCAAAAGAAUGAAAUGUGAAAUGUCAACACUAGCUGAAUUUGAUGACUCUGAUUGUACUGAAAUUGAGGAUUCAUGGUCACAUACCUUGGAUGAUCCAUUUGAACUAGAUGCAAGUCGUAACGUAGCUGUUCGCAGGAGUAGGAAUGCUUAUUCCACUCUUUUAGAGGAAUAUCCGCUAUUUGAUGGACAGGAAAGUGCAUGUGAUGUGGCUUCUCCUCAAAUGGAUGACAAGGAAGCAAAAAUUGCAAAUUUGGAACGGCAGCUUCAAAGUGAAAGAAAUGAAAAAGUUCAACUAACUGGAAUGAGAAGCUUCUUGGAGAAAAGGGUGUCUGAACUAGAGCAGCAGCUACAGUCCCAAACUGGGGAGGUUAAAGGAGCAGAACACGAGGAAGUGAAAAGGGUCCUUGACGAGCGGAUUGCUGAUUUGGAGCGGCAACUCUUGGAAAAAGAGCUAGAACAGGAAUAUGUUGGGAAGGGCCUAGAAGAGAGAAUUCUAGAGCUGGAACAGCAGCAUUCAACAUCUAAAGAAGAAUAUACUGAAAGUAAAGCGGCUUUGGAGAAAAGGAUUAUGGAGCUGGAGCAUAGUCUUCACAUUCAGGAGAACCAAGGCAAGAAUAAUCUUCAGGAUCAACUGUAUCAAAAGGAUUUAUUGGAGACUAUACAGCUUUGUGAAGCACUGGAGGCUGAGAAGGAGAAAUUGCUUUCGGAGAUGGAUGUGCUCCGUGAUGCUUGUGAUAACAUGACACUGGAAAAUGAAGGGUUAAGAAAUGAAAAAAAAGAAUUGCAAUUCAAACUUAAGGAGAAGAAUGAAAUGCAUGAAUUUGAGGCUCUGGAGAAAGAAGUUCGGCAUGAACAUGAGGCUGACCUAAUGCAUGAAAUCACCAGCUUAAAGGCAGGCACUGAAAAUGCUGAAGUAUGUAUCCAAGGCCUUAAGGCUGAACUUUCUCGGGCUAAAGAGUUGAUUGCAGACCUACAGUCAUCGGUUGAUAAAGAUUUGGUGGAGCAGAUUCAUAAACUAAGACAUUCGCUUGAAGAUGCAGAGACUGUCACUCGUGACACCAAGAAAGAAUUUGCAAUCCUUAGAAGUGAAAAUCUGGAGAUGAAGGAAAAAAUGGAUGAAAUGACAGUGAAGUAUCAGCAGAUGGAAAAGGAUAUGCUGACUUCAUGCAGUCAGCUGGAGGCUGAAAAGUUACGCUAUAAGAACAUGCAAACUGAUCUGCAGAAGGAACUGCAGCAGGCCUUUAAUGAAAACACUAAACUAACUGCACUUCUGGAUGGCAAGGUUCCCAAAGAUCUGAUUGAACGUAUUGAGCUAGAAAGAAGAGUUGCAGAUCUAAAGAAGGAAUUAAAGCAAACGUUUGCAGAUAAAACUGCUUUAAAGGAGGAGGUUGAUGCUUCAUCAGCACUCCAGCACCUACCUGAAAAAGUUGCAGGACUAAUGAAGCAGGUCUGUCGUGUGACUAAUGAGCUGUGCAUUGUGACAUCUGAAAGAGAAGGCCUGAUCUCCAAAAUAGCUGAAAAGGACAGUAGGAUUCACGAGUUGACUGAGGCUGCUAAGCAGGCGAAUGAGAAACUGUCAGAAACCGUAUCCAAGCUAAACGAUGCAGAGAUGAAGGUGGUGGAUUUAACACAACAGCUCGGUGAAGUGCAGCAGUUAUUGCAAUCAACUCAAAACUGUGAAAUCAAGGCUGAAUCUGAGAGCCUAAUAGCAGACAAAGAACAACUCCUAAAUGAUCUACAGACGUUGGAAAUACAGUUAACUACACUGUCAGAUGAACUUAAACAGAAAUCUGUGGAAGUGAGUGGCCUCCAGUCUGAGAAAGAAGCUUUGACUGAAAGCCUGGACAGAUUGAAUGUAGAGCUGGAGCUGAGGACCAACGUGUCCCAAUUGGAGAGGAUGGAACAGGGUAACAAACUCCAGCAGCUCCGUGGAGAGAUGGAAGCUCUUAAUCAAGAAAAAGAUUGCCUCCAGCAAGUUCUGGAGACUGUGCGGUCUGAGCGAGAUGCACUGACUAAUGUUCAACAAGAUCUAGAAAAGACUAUGACUGACCUAUGCAACACUCGGGAAGAGUUGAACCAGACUCAGCAGUUGGUUGGUGGCCUGAAUAAUCAGAUUGAAGAAAAAGAAGCUCAGUUGGCCAGUAUGGAAGAAAGAUUGGUAGAGAGAAAAUUGUCAGAAUGUGUGAAGGAGGUUUCUGUAGAUACUUUAGGCUAUAGCAACCUAUUGGCUGAAAAAGAGGAGCUGCUCCAGAGCCGGGACAGGCUUGCUGUGGAGAUACAGUGCCUGCAGGAGGAAUUGAACACCAGUACAUCUCGACUGGCGUGCAUGGAGAGGGAUGCUCUAGAGCAGACAUGCAGACUGCAACAUCUACAGGAGAAGAUGGCAACAACAACACAAGCACGAGAUGAGCUCCAUCAAAAACUAGAAGUCAUGCAGUUGAACACUGAAGCUGUAAACAAGGUUACUGAGGAGUUGAGGUUGGUAACCAGUGAACAAGAUAUUCUUCUGGCUGAAAGGAGAGACACUGCACCGAGUUCAGAGACUGACCUUCAGAUGGAAGCAUUGCAGGAACGAAUUUCAUCUCUUGUUAAGGAGAGAGAUGAGCUUCAAGAAAUACUGGAAGGUGUCAGAACUGAAAAGAACCAAUUGAAGGCUGACAUGCAGGAGAAUAUUGAAUUGUCUUUUGAGAUUCAGGAACAACUGAGGGUUUCCCAGCAGGAGCUUGAGCAGCACCAGAGACUAGUUAAUGAUCUGAUGAGUCAGAUUGCAGAGAAAGAACUACAGCUAUCAAACAUUGAAGUCAAAGAAGCUGCGAAUUUGGAGGACAAAGUUAACCAGCUAACUGAGGCACUAAACUUGUUAACCAGUGAACGGGACCACCUCAUGACUGAGAGAGCUCUGGCAUCAAAUAUGGCUCAGCAAUCAGAGCCUGAACUUCACCUGGGAGAGCUGCAGGAACAGAUUUCAUCUCUCGCUAAGGAGAGAGAUGAGCUUCAGGAAAUACUGGGGCGCAUCAAAACGGAAAAGAAACAACUGGAAGCUGACCUGCAGGAGAACAUUGAGAUGGCUAUUGAUACUCAAGAAGAGCUGAGACAACAGCAGCAACAAAUCAAUGACCUACAAAAACAGAUUGCAGUGAGAGAAUCCCAAGUAGUAAGUGGUGAAGAGAACUUGAGUGGAAUAAAAGAACUACAAGAAAAAAUGACUAGGGAAUUGAAAGUGGUAACCUGUGAACAGGAUCAUCUUCUGGCUGAGAGGAGACAAUGUGGUUCAGAGUAUGAACUUCAACUGGGAGUGCUUCAAGAACAGAUUUCAUCUCUCACUAAGGAGAGAGACAAGCUUCAGGAAAUACUGGAGAGUGUCAGAGCUGAAAAGGACCAACUCCAGGCUGACCUGCAGGAGAACAUCAAGAUGGCUGUAGAGACUCAGGAGCAGCUGAGAAGCACUCAGGAACAUCUGAGACAGCAGGAACAGCUAGUAAGUGACCGGAAGAGCCAAACUGCAGAGAGAAAAUCUCUAUUGACAGACAGUGCAGAGGAGAAUAAGGAUUCAUUUAGCCAAGAACUACAGGAAAAGGUUCUACAUCUCUCUGAAGAGUUGAAGCUGGUUAAAUGUGAACGAGAUCAACUCUUGGCUGAGAAGAGAGACAUUGUUCAGGGACCUGAGACUGAACCUCAACUGGGAGUGCUUCAGGAACAGAUUUUAUCUCUCUCUAAGGAGAGAGAUGAGCUUCAGGAAAUACUGGAUGGUGUCAGAGCUGAAAAGAACCAGCUGAAGGUUGACAUGCAGGAGAACAUUGAGAUGAACAUUGAGAUUCAGGAAGAGCUGAGACAGCAGCAACAACUGGUCUGUGACCUGCAGGUCCAGACUGCACAGAGAGAAUCUGAACUGCAAGAAAAAAUUAACCAGGUGACGGAGGAGCUGAAGUUGGUAACUCGUGAACGUGAUCGUCUGGCUGAGAAGAGAGACGGUGAUCAAGGACUAGAUACUGAACUUCAACUGGGAGAGCUGCAGGAACAGAUUUCAUCUCUCACUAAGGAGAGAGAUGAGCUUCAGGAAAUACUGGAGAGUGUCGAAACUGAAAAGAACCAGCUGAAGGCUGAGAUGCAGGAGAACAUUGAGAUGACCACUGGGAUUCAAGAAGAGCUCAGACAGCAGCAACAACUGGUCAGUGACCUGCAGAUCCAGACUGGACAGAGAGAAUCUGAACUGCAAGAAAAAUUUGAGACUCAACUGAAGCACCAACAGCAAGUGGUUGAUGAGUUUAAAAACCAGGUUGCUGAAAAAGAAGCUCAAAUAUCAAGUCUGCAGCACAAACUGGCAGAAGAGAUUAACCAGGUGACGGAGGAGCUGAAGUUGGUAACUCGUGAACGUGAUCAUCUGGCUGAGAAGAGAGACCGUGAUCAAGGACUAGAGACUGAACUUCAACUGGGAGUGCUGCAGGAACAGAUUUCAUCUCUCACUAAGGAGAGAGACGAGCUUCAGCAAAUACUGGAGAGUGUCAGAGCUGAAAAUAAUCAAAACAUAGAGAUGGCUUCAAAGAAUCAAGAUGAACUGAGAUCUGCGCAGGAAGAGCUGAGACAGCAGCAGCAAGUUGUCAGUGACCUGAAGACCCAGACUGCAAAGAGAGAAUCUGAACUACAAGAAAAAGUAAACCAGUGGACUCAUGAACUGAAGCUGGUAAACAGUGAACGGGAUCAUCUUCUAGCUGAGAGGAGAGAUGCUGCUGAACUUGGAGAUUUGCAGGAACAGAUUUCAUCUCUCACUAAGGAGAGAAAUGAACUUCGGGAAAUACUGGAGUGUGUCGGAGCUGAAAAGAACCAGAUGAAGGAUGACUUGCAUGAGAACAUUGAGAUGGCCAUAGAGACCCAAGAAGAACUGAGACAGCAGCAGCAAUUGGUCAGUGACCUGAAGAACCAGAUUGCAGCAAGAGAAUCUGAACUACUAGAAAAACUAAACCAGGUGACAGAGGAGCUGAAGUUGGUAACAGGUGAACAGAAUCAGUUUUCCUCACUCACCAUGGAACGAGACGAGCUGCAGGGAACAUUGAAGAGUGUCAGAGCAGAAAUGGACCAGCUCAGAAAGACCUCUGAAGAGAUCUUGUCAAAGUCUGAGACUCAACUGAAGCACCAACAGCAAGUGGCUGAUGAGUUUAAAAGCCAGGUUGCUGAAAAAGAAGCUCAAAUAUCAAGUCUGCAGCACAAACUGGCAGAACAGAUUAACCAGGUGACGGAGGAGCUGAAGUUGGUAACUCGUGAACGUGAUCGUCUGGCUGAGAAGAGAGACGGUGAUCAAGGACUAGAUACUGAACUUCAACUGGGAGAGCUGCAGGAACAGAUUUCAUCUCUCACUAAGGAGAGAGACGAGCUUCAGGAAAUACUGGAGAGUUUCAAAGCUGAAAAUAAUCAAAACCUAGAGAUGGCUUCAAAGAAACAAGAUGAACUGAGAUCUGCGCAGGAAGAGCUGAGACAGCAGCAGCAACUGGUCAGUGACCUGAGGACCCAGAAUGCAAAGAGAGAAUCUGAACUACAAGAACAAGUAAACCAGGUGACAGAGGAGCUGAAGCUGGUAACAGGUGAACGGAAUCAGUUGUCCUCUCUCACCAUGGAACGAGACGAGCUGCAGGGAACAUUGAAGAGUGUCAGAGCGGAAAUGGACCAGCUCAGAAAGACCUCUGAAGAGAUCUGGUCAAAUUCUGAAACUCAACUGAAGCACCAACAGCAAGUGGUUGAGGAGUUUAAAAGCCAGGUUUCUGAAAAAGCAGCUCAAAUAUCAAGUCUGCAGCACAAACUAGCAGAACAGUCAGAGAAUCAUGAGAUAUUGAGGCAAACCCAAGAAGAGCUAAUGCAUAGACGUCAAGAAGUUGAGCAAUUAAGGUGUCAAGUUGCUAAAAAAGAAGCUCAGAUAUCCAACAUGCAGGAGACCCAGGCAGAUAAGCUUCUGAGUUUCACUGAAGAGUUAAAGCAGUCUGCUACUAACCAAAGCCAUAUUAUGACUCAGAAUUUGAGUCUUGUUCAGAGCCAGGAGAGGCUGAACAAAGAGCUGGAGGAACUGAGGACCAAUGUCUCCCGCCUGGAGAGGAUUGAGCUGGAGGCACUGGAGCAUGAGAAGAAGCUUUGCCAACUCCAAGCAGAUAUGGCAGCAUUGGCUCAGGAAAGAGAUGAGCUUCAGAAAACCCUUGACCACUUGCAAGUGACAAUGAAUGUGGAAAAGAGUAAUAUUGAGUUGUGUUUGUCUGAAGAGAAAAAAGAGAACCAAAGGCUUUUAGAAAAGAUUGCAGGCUUCGAGGAGCAGGUUGCCUCCAUGGAGAGCAAAUGCAGUCCAUCCGUUGGAGAGAUGGAGAAUCUGUCGCUGCGUCUUGAGGGAACAGAUCAGCAACUGAAAGACUGUAUGCAGAGCUUUCAUAAGCUAAAAGACCAGUUUGAAAGCUGGUUCAGCAACAUGGACACCAUCCUGCUAAAUGACUUUGGUUCUCAGAAGGAGCUUGUGUCGCAGCUGGUCUCCCCACUUUCUUCUGCACAAACAAAGCCUGUUGAGAUCCUGAACUCUGAUAUUCAGAGAAUGAACUUGCAGUUCAAAUUUAUACUAAAGAAACUAAAGUUUUUAUACACAGCUUUAGCCCAGAAUCAGAUGGAACACCACCAGCUGACUGCUCAGUGUGAAAUGGAUUGCUACGAAGAGAACAAGAAGCAAGAGCUUCUGGUCAAGAAGAUACAAUUUCUGACAGACAAUGGCUCUACAAAGUACAAUGACCAAUGUGAAAAUGAAAGAUUCAAUGGACUACUUGAAAAGAGAGACUUGCAAUUGCAGGAAAUUCGCCAGAUUUUAUCAGAGCUGGAACACAUUUUUAUUAAAACUGACACUGAACUACAACAGGAACUACAGGAUCGAGAGAAAUUGAAAUUGAAACUAAUGGCUUUGGACAGUUCAUCCAUCCCUGAUUUAAUGGAAAUAUUAAGCCAGGAGAAAACUAGAAUAAAGCAACAUGUUGAGCUUUUAUCUCAGGCCCAAAAGAGCCUGGCAUUAAAGUUUACAGAUUUUGAUAAAAAAAGAAAAUCUUUCAGAUUCCAGUCAAAUAAACAGCUAGAAGAAGAAAAGAAAAAAAGUGAAACUCUCAUUCAGCAGUUGGACUCACUUACAAAUGUAGUUCCGAACAGUGGUGCAGCUUUAUUGCUGCAAGAAGAAAACCAGAGGCUUUUGGAUAAACUUGGAGCAAAUGAAAUGGAAAUAAAGCAAAUGCAAUUAAAAAUUAAAGAGCUUCAGGGUGCCUUAGGUAUAGCUGAAGAAAACGCAUUGGAACAAGGGAGGAGGACAAAUGCAUUGCAGGGGGACCUAAAGGAACUUAAAGCAAAAUUGACUGAGAAGGAGAAUACCAUCAAAGGUCUGAAGAUUAAUCUGGUACAUAUUGAGGCAAAAGUUAAGAAAGGGGAGGCCCCGUACACAGAAGAGCUUGAACGUCUUAAGACAAAGGUGGUAAAAAUGGAGUUUGAGAGGACUGUCCUAUCAAGAACAUGCCAGCAAGAGAUUGAUUCAUUGAAAGCAACCCUGGAUUUAAAAGAGGACAACCUGAGAAGCCUCAGAGAAAAACUCAGGAGGAUGCAACAGGACCAUGAUGAAACAAUACAUGAGGAUCACAGAAAUCAACACCCCACUAAUGCAGGACCUCUGACCUGUGUAAGUGGUUUUGGAAUCGUACAGAGCACAGCAGUGCUGGUGAUGAAAGCUGAAAAAGCUAAACUAGAAGCUGAAGUACACCAGCUGAAGAAGAAAAAUGAUCAUCUUGAUAGUACUGUCUUGAACCUGCAAGAUGAGGUUUCUAAAUGGAAGGUCAGGGCAAGGAAACUUAAAGAUUCAUCAAAGGCUAUGCAUUCCUUGACUGAUAUAGAAAGACAUUCCGGAUGUCUACCUUUGUCUCCAGUAAAACAACAAGUUUCAGUACCUCAGACUCCAUCUCCACGUAGAAAGCUUGCUUCCUUUGAAACACUGGUGCUCAAUUCCCCUAAAAGUAAAUUCUUUGACUCCCAAACUGAUUCGAUGUCUGUGUCUCGUCCAACACCGUUCUUUGACAACUCCAGUCUGGGAAUGGUACCAGAAAUAGCGGAACGGACAGAAAGUGAAAGUUGUCCUGCAAAGGGUCUAGAGCCUACAAAAGAAGCUGGAAGUGAAACUCAAGACUGGUGGGCUUCAGCCCCUCGAAAGAAUGAUACCGUUUCAGAAUGUAAAACUCAGUAAAUAUGAGCAGGGACAACACGACUUAUCAACACUGCUGCAGUAUUCACCACUUUUGUUUUACAUAUGUAGGCUUGCUCACUUUAAACAUUUAUUAGUUUUUUUUUUUUGUUUGUUUUUGUUGAAGCAUCAUGAAAUAUGUUGUGUGCAUUGGUUACAGGGACUUUUGGUUUAUAUUGGAUUCUAGUAUCUGGACCCCAAUCGAUCACAGUGGUGUUUUCUCUAGACUAAAUUAAAUACAUUGAAAGUUAUUGCAUUAAGUGACAACUUAAUGUCACAUUUAAGUGACUGUUAAACAAUUAACGGGUUAUAUAGUUCAGUGACAAACAGCAUAUGAAUAUUUCUGUAAAACAGCUGUCCAGCUUUUUUGGUUAAAUCAUACCAGAUUACCAGGGAAUUCUAACAGAGCCCUAGGAAAGAGGGAAAAAAAAGACUAAAUAGUAGCAACUACUUACUUUGAGACACGGUUUUAGCUGUUUUCUCAAUAAACGUGUUGCGUGUUUAAAACAAUGUAUUAAAUACUUGACAGGCCAUUUGCUUUUGUCAAGAUCAGUAAUAGCACUAGCCUGUGUUUUGAAUUGCAUUCCCCAACCUACAGUCCAAGAAGAGGGGUGCCUAACAUUAUGCGUGUUGCUCAUGUAAGGGCUCCACUCUUAUUGUACAUUUUGUCUUUUGGAUGUUUUUGUUUUAUGUUUUAAUUGUUUUUUUGACUUUUUAUAUUCUAGAGGGCUGCAUCUUGUUAAUAGCAACCCCUUGUUGGCAAUAAUACAGUUUAUACAUGUAAUCUAUUGGGAGAAAUUGUAAAUAAUAAACAUUACCUUUGUAUUUAACCCAUGAAGUAGAAUAAACAUUUCGUAAAACAGUAU
Acipenser ruthenus (sterlet) is the source of this 10584-nucleotide messenger RNA. RefSeq names its product centromere-associated protein E-like. NCBI's taxonomy places the organism in Eukaryota, Metazoa, Chordata, Actinopteri, Acipenseriformes, Acipenseridae. Gene Ontology annotation, biological process: mitotic cell cycle; microtubule-based movement. Gene Ontology annotation, molecular function: plus-end-directed microtubule motor activity; ATP binding; microtubule binding. Gene Ontology annotation, cellular component: microtubule. The record is from RefSeq and is a predicted model, not a curated record. Bases 125 to 9721 code for a protein of 3198 amino acids. The transcript is spliced from 62 exons.